Messenger RNA from Acaulospora morrowiae, 1272 nucleotides. The record is from the annotation of a GenBank genome assembly. Lineage: Eukaryota; Fungi; Glomeromycota; Glomeromycetes; Diversisporales; Acaulosporaceae.
AUGAACGAGGCACUCAUUUUUUAUUCACCUGAUUACGAAAGCGAUCAGUAUAAACUAAUCGAACUCCCACCGGAGGUCGCCAAGAUGUACGAUGACACGCGAGUUCAGGAGGCAACAGAAUUGCCAAGUCUAUGCAUAAAGGCGGCGUCGUAUGAUAAAGAACCAGUUUUGUGCACGAGAAAUAGGACCUUUGUCAUGCGUAAACAACAUUACAGCGACGCUCUUCUCUUACUGGCACCGUCUAUUGUGGAUAUUGACCAACCCCGACACACCAAUGGAGACGAUAUGGAUAUAGAUGAAAAUAACAAUAAUGACCAUCAAAUUAAGAAAAGAGACGGUUCACCGUGCUCUCGCAAGUUAGAGAUCAUUGACACAUUGGGUUAUUUGUGCGAAUUGACAUUGAGUGUGCCAAAGAUCGAACAACUUGACGAAUUACUGAGCACAACUCUGUACAGAGGACAAGAGUAUGAGAGAAAUUACAUUACGGAUAAGAUGAAAUUCUAUACAUUCGAAGAACUAGAAGAUAUUGUACAAGCUAGCACGGAGGAAUUGAAGCAUUCUCUUAAAAAAAGAAAUGCGUUAGAGAUCGAAGGGCAUUGGAGAUAUAUUGACUCGGAAUACAUGAGCGAGGUCGUUAAACCGUGUAUAAUGUUUGCCGAUGUUUAUGACAUGGAUAUUGAUCACGUGUCGCUAAUGGAAUUAUGCGAUAUCGGCAAACAAUAUGAUUUUCCUGAUUUCAUCGUUAAACAUGUUUUUACGUGUUUGUCAGAAUCGAUCGAUUUUGUGAAUGAAUCAAACUCACCGAUCUUCAAGUUAUCGAAAGAGAAGAUUGUUCAACUUUUCGGUACCCAACUCCUGAGGAAUAACGAGAAAAAUAAUGUGAAUACGACCCUUACCGAAUUUCUUGAGGAAUGGCGUAAAGAAAUUCCGAUCGAGCAUCCAGUUUCUUUCGAUUUAAUUAGUGACAACGUAAUAAUCGUAAAAAAUUCCUCAUCAAAUGGUCCUCAAGAGGAAAUUGUAAAGUAUUUCCCGGUCUCUGGAUUAUCGUCAGAUCCGAUUUUAAGAUUUGAUCAAUUGUUUCUCGCCAAGUCAGUGUGGAGAGAAGAUCACAUAAGACCGUUUUUGGUUGAUUUCUGUCUGGACUUUGACAACAAAUUCUCAUUAAAAAGAUAUAAUGAACUCAUAAUGAAGUUUACGACGAUAUUGUACGUGGAAGGGAAAAUCUACAGAGAAAAUGGCUUUAUAUUUUAUGUUUCGAGAUGGCCACAUUAA